This is a messenger RNA of Elaeis guineensis (African oil palm), 2220 nucleotides long. The record is from RefSeq and is a predicted model, not a curated record. NCBI's taxonomy places the organism in Eukaryota, Viridiplantae, Streptophyta, Magnoliopsida, Arecales, Arecaceae.
GUAUCCGUGUGGGGCAUGGGGGGAUUGGGCAAAACAACUCUAGUCGCCAAUGUAUAUAAAAGUGAGAGAAAAAGUUUUGAACGUUAUGCAUGGAUAUCCAUCUCAGAAACUUACAAGGUGGAUGAUCUUUUAAGGAGAAUGAUAGAGGAGCUGCAUGAAAAUGAAAAAGUAGAGAAAAUUCCGAAUAACAUCAGAGAAAUGGACCACAGAAAGUUAGUUGAAAGCGUCAAAAGUUUUCUAGAGAAUAAAAGAUAUAUGAUCAUACUGGAUGAUGUAUGGGAUCUAAAAGCUUUUGAUGCUAUUGGUGCUGCCAUUAAUGUCGAUGACAAGAAUGGAAGCAGGGUUAUCAUUACAACCCGGAUUGACGAGGUAGCUUCAAUAGCACGUGAAGGUUGGAAGCUUAAGCUCGAGCUUUUGGAAAGCACAGAGGCAUGGAAUCUAUUCUGUAAGAAGGCAUUCCGGAAAGAAGAAGAUAGAAAAUGUCCUGAAGAGCUGAAGAAGCUGGGGCAGGAUAUUGCUUCAAAAUGUCAAGGGUUGCCACUUGCUAUUGUCUCUUUAGGCAGCCUUCUGUCCCUAAGAGAGAAAACCAAGUCAGAAUGGCAGAAAGUUUAUGAUCAGCUGAGCUGGGAAUUGGAUAAGAACCCAAAUUUGGACAAUGUGAAGCAUGUCUUGAAUCUCAGCUACAACUAUCUACCGAGAUAUCUAAAGAAAUGCUUCUUGCAUUGCAGCAUGUUCCCGGAGGAUCAUGUGCUUCAGAGAAAGAGGCUUAUGAGGCUGUGGGUCGCAGAGGGAUUUGUGGAGGAAAGGGGAUCGAGCACAAUGGAAGAAGUGGCGGAGGACUAUCUCAAGGAGCUCAUCCAUCGAUGCAUGCUUCAAGUUGUAAAGAGGAAUGAAUUUGGUAGAAUAAAACACUGUCGAAUGCACGAUAUUGUACGAGAGUUGGCUGUAUCAUUGUCUAAGAAGGAAAAUUUCAGCGUGAUAUAUGACGAUCUUCAGGUGGUGGUGAACAUGAGUGAUGAAACGCGUCGUCUGUCAGUGCACAAAUGCAGUAACAAACUUCCGUCGAGCAUGGAGUUGCCAAGACUUCGCACUUUCACGGUGUUUGACCCUUCAAUGUCCUCAUCGUCAUCCUUCUCUUCGCUGCGUUCCAGCUCUAGAUAUUUGACCGUCUUAGACCUACAAGGCAUCCCGAUUGAGAGAGUACCAGAUGAAAUCGGGGACUUAUUCAAUCUGCACUUUUUGGGUUUGAGGGAGACGAAGGUGAAGAAGCUACCUAAAUCCUUGGGAAGGCUUCGUAACCUACAGACGCUCGACCACAUUUUUAGUGAAAUAGAGAAACUGCCAAGCACGACAAGAAACCUCAAGAAGUUGCGUCACUUGUUUGCCAAGAAGGUUCUAGGUCCAAGUGAUGAGACCAUAAAUAGCCGUAGAGGUGUGCGAGCUCCGAAGGGACUCUGGAAUUUGAAAGACCUGCAAACUCUUCAAGCAGUGGAAGCAAGCAUGGAAUUUGUGGAACGGCUUACCCAACUAAGAAGCGUUCGGAUAUGGAAAGUGCGUGGCAUCCAUUGCGAGCACCUAUGCGCUUCGUUAUCAAGGUUGCGCUACCUACACUUCUUGAACCUUAAUGCUAGCGACGAGAAUGAGAUUCUCCAGUUGGGAGGCUGGGAUCAUCCACCUCAGCAUCUUCUAAAGCUUAAUCUGAGGGGACGACUGGCAGAAGGGACGAUGGAGUUGCCCUUAUUUCAUGCCCUUGGAUCCAGCCUUCGAAAACUGUAUCUGGGUUGGAGUAGGUUGGGAGAGGAUCCAUUUCGAUCCCUGUCUCAGUUGACCCACCUUGUAUAUCUGAAACUGGAGAGGGCAUUUGAUGGGCAACAAUUGUGGUUUCGUAGCAGAUGGUUCCCUAAUUUGAAGGAACUCAUUUUAUUCGAUUUGCCCAAACUUGAUCAAGUGGACGUAGAGGAUGGCGCCAUGGCAAGGCUGAAGUCCCUAUUCAUGACUGGCCUACCUGCGUUAAAAGAUGUUCCACGGGGCAUUGGAUAUCUCACAUCCCUCCAGAAAUUGUACUUGGGGGAUCUGCAUCCGGAUUUCAGAGAGAGGUUCGAUGAAAGCGACGAGAAGAACAAGCUUCAGCACAUCCCCUACGCCUAUUAUAUUUUCCAGAGAGAGAAUCAAACAUUCCAUGUCACAAGACUUUCAGGACAGGAGGAAGGAGGAGAAUAA